CAAUUGUCUCUUGUCUCUUUUCUCUCUCAUUUGUGUGCGGCUCCUCUUUUCAGAUCAAGAACCCUAAUCCACGCAGGACGUGGGAGGAAACACACACGACAGACUGGCAGCGUGGGGACUCUGUCCCUCCUCAUCUACCUUUAGUGCCUGGCUCUGUGCCUGCCGCAGGCUCAAAAGCAAAUGAAUGUUUGUGGAAUGAAUAGGUGAGAGCUCAACCUGCAGAGUGAAAAGCCUACGAAUGGCCCCAGUCCCCGCUGUGCUCAGCCCCUCCUCUCCAGCAGGACCUUAGCAACCCAGCCCUCAUUGGCUACACGUAUCCUUGGAGACAAGACACCAAGAGUGCAAACACAGGCCAGAGAACUGUGGGCAGAGUGUUUCCAACCUCCCUGCCAUGAGGGAUCUGUUCACCUUCCAGAACCAAGCCUGCUGGGAGGAGCGCCUCAGGAAGGAGGCUGCCGCCCGAGCCGCCUGGAAGGUCAACCAUGGCCACAAGUACCCCAGGGAGAGGUCCCUGCCCAGGAAGCGGCUCCAGCAGGCCCUCCUCCACUCAGCCCCGGGAGUGGGGUCCUUGCCUGCCACCAGCUCCCCUGACAGCAGGACCGGAUUGCCAGAGACCCAGGGGGUCAGGGCCCAGCCGUCCGGGACAGUGGGAGUCCAGGAGGCCCAAAGAGCAACUCGGGAGCCCGCAGGCCAGACCAAACGAGGGAGCUUGGAAAUGAGGCGGGUGCCCUCGAGCACCCGGCAGCUGCUCUUCCAAGGCCUCUCCCACGACGGCCAGGGCCGGGCCUUGUACCUCCGGGAGCGGAACCGAAAGAAGCCAGCGGAGAAGUUUCGGUAUCCCGUCUUAUCCUCCUGGGAGUACGGCUGGCACGUGGGGGAUGCGGUGAAGAACACCAGGCUUUCAAUAUAUGCUAAGUGCCAGCCCAUCACAGAAACCUUUCACAGCAAAUGUGGCGUCUUCCAUUUUCCUCGGCGAACAGACCAGCUAAUGUGAACUCCGCGGGAUUCAGAAGUGGCUUCUUCCUUUGCCCUCGUCCACCUGGACCCAGCGGAGGGGAGAUGCUGCGCCACCUGCCCUCCCUGUGUUGGCAGCCCGUCCCUGCUGGGCACCCCGGGACUCAGGGUGGCCCACCUGCUGCCUCCGUCUGCCCUCGGUGACCGCAGCUCCUCACAGAGCUCCCACCACCAUCCCCAGCCUGUGCUACCACCAGGGUCAAACCCGAAACCCAAGUAAGUGCCCUGACCAAAACAAACCCCUUGUGUACAGGCCGAUGCUCCAACCAACUGAGCCACACCAGCCAGGGCGAUGGUUUCAGCUUUGUGAACCAUCAGGUCUGCCACAAAACCACUCAGCUCUGCUGUUGUAGUGUAAAAGCAGUGUGGACAGAACAUAAACAAGUGAGCAUGGAUGUGUUCUAAUAAAACUUUAUUUAAAAAAAACUGGUGGUGGGCUAGAUUUGACCAUAGUAGUAGUUGGCUGAACCCUAGGUUAAAUGAAAUAUAUUAUUAAAAUUAA
This is a messenger RNA of Myotis brandtii (Brandt's bat), 1516 nucleotides long. RefSeq lists its product as uncharacterized. The transcript is spliced from 3 exons. NCBI's taxonomy places the organism in Eukaryota, Metazoa, Chordata, Mammalia, Chiroptera, Vespertilionidae. The record is from RefSeq and is a predicted model, not a curated record. The coding region runs from base 392 to 994 and encodes 200 amino acids.